AUGCUCUUGCCGAAAAUUGCCUCAUUUGACAACCUUGGGUCAAGCGAAGAGACUCCCCACAGGGAAGCCUCCUGCUUCGGUCUCUUCAUGACCUGCCCCGAGGGGAAGGGGAGGGGGAUAGGGCAACUUCUCGAACAUGGGACUCUUCGCCUCGAAGAGGUGGAUAAAGACCGUGCGUCUGAAGAUAAGAUCUCUAAGUUGGGUUCGGGGUUCGCGGUGUUAGGUUCACGCGUCCUCCUCGCGGCAGCCCUGCUCGAGUGUCACCGGGUUGGACUUAUCAGCGGGGGAGAAGCCUGUGCCUCAUCCAUGCCUCGCUCGCAGUGCUUCUCUCAGUCUCUCUUUGACGCUGGCCCGAACGGCUGCUCGUCGGAAGACAUGGAGGUCCUGCCUGGGUUCGACGUACCGGUCUGGUUCAUCCUCGUCGCUCUUGCGCUCUUUCUGCUGUAUCGUUGCUCGUGGGCGGGGUUCGAUGUAUUCCGCAAGAUGGGGAUCCCCGUCCAGGGACCCGUUUAUCCCUUAGUCGGGAGUGUGUGGAACCUCUGGAAAAAGGAACUGGCCUUAGAGGACCUGAAAUGCCUCAAAAGAUUCGGCAAGUACUGGGGGUAUUACGAAGGGAAGAACCCAGUACUGAUGGUUGCAGAUCCGGAAACGGUUAAAGCCAUUACCAUCAAGGAAUUCGACAGCUUCACCGAUCGACGGGUCCUGAUCCCAGAGAAGCAGAAAGUGGCCGCGAAGUUCCUGUUGGCCCUGAAAGGCCGGGAGUGGAAGAAAGUCCGGAAAUUCCUCACUCCCGCCUUCUCGUCCGGCAAAAUGGAAAAGAUGUCCCGGCUGAUGGAGGAAUGCGGAGAGAAUCUGGUGAAUCAUCUGCGCCGGAGGGCCGAGAGAUCUUCCGGCGUCGUCGAUCUCAAAGAACACUUCGGGGCGUACGCGCUGGACGUGAUCGGGACGUGCGCGUUCGGCACUCGCCUGGACAGCCUGGGGAACCCGGACUCGCCGUUCGCCCGCCACUCCCGGCUCUUCCUCUCGGAGAAUCCCGCCCUCCGAUCCUGCCUCCUCGUCCUGCCGAUGGUCUUCCCGUGGGUCGUGAGGCUGGGAGCGAACGUGGUUCCCGUGGAGACGAUGGAGUUCUUCUCCGGGCUCGUCCGCGACGUCAUCCGGGAGAGACGGGAGCAGAAAGUCAUCUCGUCGCAUGUGACUGUCCCGCAUGGGGAACUCGUGGACGGACGGAAUCGGAUGGUGAGGACGGGAAAAAUGACACUUUUCAUUCUACACGAGGUUAACGAUUCAGUUAUGGAGCUUCGAGUGCUCGUCCAGCCGCUUCCUCGUCUGGAGAUGAUGUCAACCGAUAAGCAGUGCCGUGCUGUUGCUGUCGAUAUCGAGGUUCCACGUCUCGGAGACGAUGGUGCGGACCGAGGGGAUGUGCUGGACGCGUUCAUCGAGGAGAUGGAGAGGGAAGCCGGGACGACGGGGCCCGGGCUCUCGGAGGAAGCGGUGUUGUUCUUUUUGGCGGGAUUCGACACGACUGCCGCCCUCAUGACCUUCUUCACCUACGCCAUGGCGAUGAACCCGGAAGUCCAAGACAAAGUCUACCGAGAGAUCGAGCAACAGAUGGAAGCCCACGGAGAGGUGAACCACGAGAUGCUGGGUGCGUGCUCGUACAUGGAUCAGGUGGUGAGCGAGACCCUGCGCUUCUAUCCGCCUGCCAUCAGGUUCGAGCGAGUGUGCACGAGGGACUGCGUGGUCCAGGGAUUCCGCUUCGGACGAGGCCAGCUGGUCUCCAUCCCCGUCUACGCCAUGCACCACGACCCCGACUCCUACCCGGACCCCGAGGCGUUUCGGCCCGACCGCUUCGCGCGGGACGGCCCGCGGCCCCCGCAGGGGACGUACCUGCCCUUCGGGGCGGGACCGAGGAACUGCAUCGGGAUGAGAUUCGCGCUGGAAGAGGCGAAAAUCGGCCUCGCGACUCUUCUCCGAUCCUUCGCGGUCGGGAAAGCUGCGGAAACGCCCGAUUUGGUGGAUUACAAGCCAGGACUCCUGCACCUCUUGCCCAAGGACAAGCUGAAGGUGAAACUCGAGCCAAGACUUCCCGCGUAGACAGGGCCAUCGCAUCCGCGUUUUCCUUCCCUGGCAUUUCAACUGUGAGGGAGUUCUUCUCGAUUCGAGUCUGUCUCCCUUUCCGACUAAAAUUUCGGUGCUUAUUAAUGGGAUAUUCUUGUAGAAAUAAGGAUUUGAAUGAGACACAAAUGAAACGUAUGCAUUGCUUUGAUGAAGUGUAUAAAAAUGUAUUGUGGACUGAUUGUGCUACUCGUUUCAGGACGUAUCACGAUUCCGGUUUAUUGUAUUAUUAAUAUUUAUUGCGGUGAUACUGGGGUUGCAGCGCGGUUCAGUGACUGAAAAAAAAAACAGCAUAAUUUAAACAAAAAACUUGGUCUCGAGAGACGUUGAACUCAACCCUGGAUUUCACGAUGCAUGAGGCAAAACGGGAGAAUGAGAAUGAGCUGUCAUUGAGUUGGUCGUCUCGUUACGUUUUACGAAGAGAUUUAUUGCGAUUUUUUGUUGCGGAAAUCGGGGGUCGUAUUGGAUGGACCCUAACGACUCUGUGGCUUAUCCCAUUACCUUUUGUGUUCUUAUGUGUGGCGG
Darwinula stevensoni is the source of this 2640-nucleotide messenger RNA. Lineage: Eukaryota; Metazoa; Arthropoda; Ostracoda; Podocopida; Darwinulidae. The record is from the annotation of a GenBank genome assembly.